GUUACAAGUACAGGUAUAGUUCUUUAUUGUAAGGACAUCGGCAGUGUUUAUAAACAUUAAUAUCAUGAGUAAAAACAGCCCAAAAGAGUUAUUAGAGAUGGCCCGAGAAGCUAAAAAGUUUGCCUAUAACCCAUACAGCAAAUUUCGAGUUGGUGCAGCACUUGUAACAAAAGAGGGUCGAAUAUUCACUGGGUGUAAUGUUGAAAAUGUCGGUUUUACAUCAACAAUAUGUGCCGAACGAACUGCAAUAUGCAAAGCGAUAUCGGAGGGAUACAGAGACUUCGUAGAAAUAGCUGUUACAUCGGACUUGGAGGAUGAAAUAGUGACACCGUGCGGCGUAUGUAGACAAACUCUCAGUGAGUUUGGAAGCAAUAUUAAGGUAUACUGCUCCAAAAGCGACCUCGGUUUUGAAGAGUUCACCCUAAAAGAAUUGCUUCCACGGGCAUUUGAAAACAAUCACCUCGAAUCAUUUCAAGCAACGAUCAAAAACACUUCAGCCUAAACUAAAACUAUUAUACAGUAGGGUGGGGGAUAAUGGAACACUUUUUCAUUCUAUU
Ciona intestinalis (vase tunicate) is the source of this 557-nucleotide messenger RNA. Its product is annotated as cytidine deaminase-like. NCBI's taxonomy places the organism in Eukaryota, Metazoa, Chordata, Ascidiacea, Phlebobranchia, Cionidae. Gene Ontology annotation, molecular function: zinc ion binding; cytidine deaminase activity. Gene Ontology annotation, cellular component: cytosol. The record is from RefSeq and is a predicted model, not a curated record.